CAAGUGCCAUUAAAAGAGGUUAAAUGUGAUUGGCUAGAGGAACUUGGCCCACAGCAUAUCAGAACAAUAGCUGACCAUUACAAUAUUUAUAAAGAUUUAUUUGAUGGUAAUUAUUUCUACCCCACCAAAGAACUAAAAGUUCAUUAUGAUUAUGAUGAUGAAUAUGUAACACCUGUUUACUGGGGAAAUUUUGUUCUACCAAAUGAGGCUAACAAGGAACCACAGGUCACUUUCAGCAGCCGACCAGAUGAGUUGUGGGCGGUGCUUAUGACAAAUCCUGAUGAAAAUCUGACCAAUCAAAAUCAAGAAUACAUUCAUUGGCUUGUGGUGAACAUUCCUGGCAAUGACCUCUCAAAAGGUCAAACCCUUGUAAAGUAUAUGCCUCCAAUUACACCAAUGGGUACUGGUUACCAUAGGAAUGUGUUUAUACUGUUUAAACAAAAUAAUGUGGACGAUUUUAAAUCUGUGAAUAGAGUUUCAAGUGACGAUGGUGCCAAGAGAUUAGAGCAAAGACAGUUUAGCACAUCAAAAUUUUUCAAGACUCAUGAAAAAAAUCUGAUUCCACAUUCUUUGGCAUUCUUUCAAAGUCAGUGGGACGAAAGUGUCAGGAAAUAUUAUCGAGAAAAUCUAGACAUGGGUGAGCCUGUUUAUGAAUACAAUCACCCCACUGCCUACCAUCCCCCGGCCAAAAAGUACCCCCACAAUGAACCUUUCAAUGUAUACCUGGAUAGAUACAGAGAUAAAAAAGACAUAAACGAGGAGGUACUAAGGAGGAAGUUAUCUCUGACUCAGUCUGCUUUUGAACCUCGUAGCCAAGCAUUCAAAUAUCCACUGGUCCAUAGAAAUAAGAAGUACAAGCCGUCUUGGUUGCUACUGAAGGAAGAGAUGAUGGCGAGGAAGGUUGACCAGUUCAAAGAUUUAGAAUGA
Molecule: messenger RNA, 927 nt
Organism: Helobdella robusta
Lineage: Eukaryota; Metazoa; Annelida; Clitellata; Rhynchobdellida; Glossiphoniidae
Exons: 6
Cellular component (GO): mitochondrial large ribosomal subunit
Source: RefSeq, a predicted model, not a curated record